This is a messenger RNA of Vicia villosa (hairy vetch), 738 nucleotides long. RefSeq names its product protein MAIN-LIKE 1-like. NCBI's taxonomy places the organism in Eukaryota, Viridiplantae, Streptophyta, Magnoliopsida, Fabales, Fabaceae. Bases 1 to 738 code for a protein of 245 amino acids. The record is from RefSeq and is a predicted model, not a curated record. The transcript has 4 exons.
AUGGAUGAUGGUGAGGGUUCCUCACAGACACCCUCCGCCUGCAGACGUUGUCGGGUCGCUUCUUCUACUCCUGUGUCACCUCCAGCCGAUGCUGGAUCUCCCGUGCCACCUCUUGAUGUUAUUGACAUGUUGCACGAUAAAGCUGAUUUGCAUGAGGCGCCUAUGGGCUACCCAGGGGAUCCUUCAGAUUUAUCCUUGUUGAAAGGGUAUGCAGAUCAUACAGCCAGACAUGUCUGGGACGGAGAGGGUAGGGAUCCCCAGAAGUUCUACAACCACGGCCGGAAGAUUGUCUCUCUUGUGCAGCCUACCGAGCCAUGGUUCUACGAUGUCCUCGCAGAUUCUGGGCUGAAGGACCUUUGUCAGAUUGGUUACUCCACCAUACAUAAUGGGAUGGUGAUGGCAUUUGUGGACAGGUGGCACCCAGAGACGUCGUCAUUCCAUCUGCCUCAUGGUGAGAUUACCAUCACUCUUGACGACAUCGCAUGCCUCCUGCAUAUACCUAUUAGGGGUACCCUCCUUGGUCACGUUAGGCACUCAGCUAUUUGUGGACACGAGCUCCUCAUACACAGACUUUGUUUACCUGAGGGUUGGAUAUUACAGCACUUCCCCAUGAUCAUUGGUUGGGGAAAGGUGCCUACCUACAUUAAGGUCAUGCCGCGUGCUAGUGCCUUCAUCCCCCUCAGAGGGAACCAGGUGUCGGAUCCUUACGGGCACUCUCUUGACCGCAUGGUUGCAUAA